Messenger RNA from Eruca vesicaria subsp. sativa (arugula), 1239 nucleotides. NCBI's taxonomy places the organism in Eukaryota, Viridiplantae, Streptophyta, Magnoliopsida, Brassicales, Brassicaceae. The record is from the annotation of a GenBank genome assembly.
UUCUGCUUUGAUAUUUGUUUUUUAGUUUUUUCCCUCUCUGUGAAACCGUUUAUUAAAACCCUUCACAACCUCCCAUUACUUCUUCCACCACCAUCUUUCACGUUUCUAAAGGCUCCCCCUUCUGAAUCGCCCAUUUAAUAGCUUUGAACCAGUUUCCAUGGCCGUUGAAGCACACCAUCUUAGUCCUUUAUUUUAUUCCAACAGAGAAAUGAUGCAACCCAUUGAAGCAAAUGGUUUAGUAUACAACAACCAGAUCAGAUACAACACUCUUCCAGCGACUACGAUGCCUUUUAACCAUACCAUGGAAUGUCAAACUUCUACGUUUAAUCCCAUUUACACAUCAUCACCGGUUGAUUUUUUGGUUCAUCAGUCCAUGAAACCAACGAUCCAUUCCGUUGAUAGCUCCGUUACAUUCAACAGCGACAAUAUUAAUGGCGAUUAUCUACGUCCUAUGUCGUCCUCGUCUCUCAGAAAACGCUCCAGAGAAGAAUCAGUUGUUGAAAACCCUAUCCCAAGCCAGAAACGUUGCAUUGAUCCUCUCAUGUUCCUAGGAGAAGACUUGUCUUCUAACAUCCAACAUCACAACUUAGAUAUCGACCGAUUAAUCUCUAAUCAUAUCGAGAUAAUGAGAAUGGGGAUUGAAGAGAAGAGAAAGCAACAAGGUAGGAAGAUAAUGGAAGUCAUUGAACAAGGGUUGAUGAAGACACUAAGAGCCAAAGACGAAGAGAUUAAUCACAUAGGCAAACUAAACCUCUUUCUUGAAGAGAAGGUUAAGUCUCUAAGUGUAGAGAAUCAGUUAUGGCGUGACAUGGCACAGUCAAAUGAAGCCACCGUGAACGCUCUACGGUCCAAUCUCCAACAAGUCCUCGCCGCGGUUGAACGUAACCGGUGUGAUGAGCCUACGACUGCUGACGAUGCUCAGUCUUGUUGUGGAAGCAACGACGAGGGUGAUGAUAGUACGAUGAUGCGCACGGUUUCAAGUACGAUGUGUAGAAGCUGUGGAAAAGGAGAAGCAAGUGUGUUACUAUUACCAUGCAGACACAUGUGUCUAUGUAGUGUGUGUGGUUCUUCGAUUAAUACUUGUCCAAUAUGUAAAUCUCCAAAGAACGCUAGUCUUCAUGUUAAUCUUUCCUAACAAAUAUACUAGUAAAAUUGUAAAUGUCCUAAAAUAGUAAAUAGUUAAAAAGAGUAUCAAACUGUACCAAUAGUGAUGAUGAUGAUGGAACACGAAUCUUUGAC